AUGGCAAGUUCUACAGCAACCGCCGACGAUGAAUUGGUACCAUACCAUGCAUUCCACAAUAAUGAUGAAAAAAUGUUUCCCAUGCUAACCCUUUACUGUCCACCAGUGCCACCGUCAAUGCUUGUGGGCCGCUACAAACCUCCGCAGAAACCCCCAUACAAAUACCUGAACGACAUAUCAACUGCAGGGCUCCGUGAACACAUGGCUCAAGCUACAAUUGCACGCAUGUGGCGGGGUCUUCUAACCCGUCGCCGUUUAAAUAAUGAGGCGGUUCACCGCUACGUGCGUCAGGUAUUCGCUACAAAGAUCCAAUGCUGGUGGCGGUUCCUCAUCGCUGGGUGGAGGCGGGACAAGUUGUCCAAGAUAAAACAACAGUGGGUUGAAGAGCAGAAGAAAAACUUUUUGGAGAAGCGCUUGUCCGGUCAAGCGGCCAUGAGAACAUGGCAGCGAAGGCGUUUUGAGGACGCCGUUAUGAAAAUACAGCGUGUAUUCCGUUGGUACCUCAGUCGACGAGACCUUUUAUUCGCUGAUGAGGAAGCCAAGUCGAAGGUUCUUCCCUUCCCGGUGGAUUACAAACCUAAGGUGUAUUUCCCCUGGCGCCGACGUCGGGAGGAAGCGGUCCAAAAGGUAGGGGAGAAGUUUGAGACUGCAGAGGACUCCGAAGGGCUUACAGGCGGAUUCCAAUUCCGCAAAACACCAAAGUACCCCAGUCCACCAACGAUUGAAGAGGUCAAGGAAAUUAACGAUGCGAUGCGCCUUCGUGAAGCGAGGCUCGCGGAGAUUCUCGAUCAACCGGAGGUACAUGAACGCAGACAGUGGAAGAUUGAUGGUCUUCGGGAAGAUGACUUUGACCACAAUGCGGGUAUGAUUCAGCGUUUUGUUAAGUACAGAUGGGACGACGCGAAAAGGACAACGCUGAAGCUCACGUCGGAAUACUUUGAAAAGAAGGCUCGCAUCAUUCAGCGCUCCUUCCAUUUGUAUAAGACGUUCUGCAGAAUGCGGCAAAGCCGUAGGCUCAAUGAAAAGGCUGCAGCGCGGCUGAACACCGGCUAUGCGCGAGAGAGGUUGUCCGAGCUGGAAAAGGAGCUGGCGUGGAAGAAGAUUCUCCUUAAUAAUGCCGCCCUGACGAUUCAGAAAUGCUGGGCGUUCUACAAGUACAAGUUGACUGCGCAUGAUCCCUUCUACGCUGCCGCGAAUGAGGGAGAAAAGCAAGAAGUGGAUGUUGAGGUUACCGUGCCCACAGCCCCACCAUACCGGCUGAUUGAUGAUCAUAUCCAACGUGAAGCUCAGCUCCGCAACGCUGCUUGCUCAAGGAUGGCUAGGGAAAUGGAAGAAAUGGUACAGGCGAGGAAAAAGACAUGCGGCCAACGAUUCAAACCGAAAAAACUGAUUAUCGCUAGUGAGGAGAUGGUUUAUUGCCGCCGGUGCAGUGACAGCGAGGAGAACCCAGAGAUGUAA
Molecule: messenger RNA, 1458 nt
Organism: Trypanosoma brucei brucei TREU927
Lineage: Eukaryota; Euglenozoa; Kinetoplastea; Trypanosomatida; Trypanosomatidae
Exons: 1
Coding region: 1-1458 (485 amino acids)
Molecular function (GO): protein binding
Source: RefSeq, a predicted model, not a curated record